CCUUUCUGUGUUUCAGUGCGGAGCAAGCGAUGGCUUCGAGCCGCCUCCAUUUCCUCCUCAGCAAGCCGCCUCCCGCCGCCGUCCUCCCCUCCUGUUUCUUCUCAUCCCUCUUCCCUUCCGCUUUUCACGCCUCCCUCCGGCGGCAUCGCUUCGCGCGUAGCUUCUCUGCUGCUCGUCGUCUCUUCUGCUCCAAAUCCGACCCUCCGCUUCAGAGCGAUUCAAGGGUUGGAGAGGCUGCCCCUUCGAUAGUCGGCGAUCUGUUGGAUUACCUGAACGAAUCUUGGACGCAGUUUCACGCCACUGCUGAAGCGAAGCGGCAGCUCAUUGCAGCUGGGUUCCGUUUGCUUAACGAGAAUGACGAAUGGGAUCUCCAGCCGGGUGGUCGGUACUUUUUCACUCGCAACAUGUCUUGCUUGGUGGCUUUCGCUGUCGGAGAGGAUUAUAAAGUAGGCAGUGGUUUUCAUGUUAUUGCUGCUCAUACUGAUAGCCCAUGUUUAAAACUCAAGCCUCGGUCUGCAUCAAGCAAGUCUGGUUACCUCAUGGUAAAUGUUCAGACUUAUGGUAGUGGCCUAUGGCAUACAUGGUUUGAUAGAGACCUAAGUGUUGCUGGAAGAGUUAUCCUGAAACACAACAGUGGUUCUUUUAUCCAUAAGCUUGUUAAAGUGAGGAAACCUCUGCUACGUGUACCAACCUUGGCCAUUCAUCUAGACAGAACAGUGAAUACUGAAGGUUUUAAACCUAACUUAGAAACUCAGCUUGUCCCACUUCUUUCAACAAAAGUUGAUGAGGCUGAAACAAAGUCCGAGGACAAGACUAAAGCAUCUUCUUCAAAAAAUAUCCAUCAUCCACUAUUGUUGCAGGUUUUAUCUGAAGAACUUGCUUGUGAUGCUAGUGAGAUAAUGGGUAUGGAGUUGAAUGUUUGUGAUACCCAGCCUAGUUGUCUUGGAGGUGGAAAUAACGAGUUUAUCUUCUCUGGAAGACUUGACAACCUUGCUUCAAGUUAUUGUGCACUGAGAUCUCUGAUAGAUUCAUGUCAAUCACCUAUUGACUUAGCAGAUGAGCAGGCCAUCCGAAUGAUUGCUUUGUUUGACAAUGAAGAGGUUGGAUCUAAUUCUUUGCAAGGGGCAGGUGCACCAACGAUGUUUCAAGCCAUGAGACGAAUUGUUGAUUGUUUAUCUCAAGAACGAAUGACGGAGGAUUCUUUUGAACGGACAUUACGUUCAUCUUUUCUUGUAUCUGCAGACAUGGCACAUGGCCUGCACCCAAAUUUUCCUGACAAAUAUGAAGAGCACCACCGACCACAGCUACAGAAAGGAGUUGUAAUAAAACAUAAUGCGAAUCAGCGCUAUGCAACCAGUGGUUUAACUGCAUUUCUUUUUACAGAAGUAGCAAAUCUCCAUGACCUUCCAGUUCAGGAAUUUGCGGUAAGAAACGAUAUGGGAUGUGGAUCUACAAUUGGCCCUAUAUUGGCAUCAGGAGUUGGUAUCCGAACUGUUGACUGUGGUAUUCCUCAGCUCUCAAUGCACAGUGUUAGGGAGAUAUGUGGCAAAGAAGAUGUGGAUAUUGCAUAUAAGCUUUUCACUGCCUUCUUCAGAUCGUUUUCAGACAUCGACAAGAAGCUAAUUGUGGACUUUUAGGUUUAGACUUCUUUGCUUCCUCAAGUCCUCUUUACGACUUUACCUUAUUAUUAUACGGUCCAAUUGAUAACCUCAUGAUCUUCGAUUUUACUAUUUAACAUAAACCUCGAAUUUAGCCAUAGGAACAACUCACUAUGAAUCCCAAGAAUUUUACAUUGAAUUAGAUCAGUUUACAUUGGUUCGUUUCAAAACACAUCGUGUUCAGCAAAUAAUGUCGUAUAAAUUGUUGGAAUUGCUGCGUUUUGGAUU
This is a messenger RNA of Zingiber officinale, 1886 nucleotides long. RefSeq names its product probable aspartyl aminopeptidase. The coding region runs from base 30 to 1637 and encodes 535 amino acids. Gene Ontology annotation, molecular function: zinc ion binding; aminopeptidase activity. The transcript has 10 exons. Gene Ontology annotation, biological process: proteolysis. Lineage: Eukaryota; Viridiplantae; Streptophyta; Magnoliopsida; Zingiberales; Zingiberaceae. The record is from RefSeq and is a predicted model, not a curated record.